This is a messenger RNA of Physeter macrocephalus (sperm whale), 6951 nucleotides long. RefSeq names its product phospholipase A2 group IVD (gene PLA2G4D). Bases 90 to 2543 code for a protein of 817 amino acids. The record is from RefSeq and is a predicted model, not a curated record. Gene Ontology annotation, biological process: glycerophospholipid catabolic process. The transcript is spliced from 20 exons. NCBI's taxonomy places the organism in Eukaryota, Metazoa, Chordata, Mammalia, Artiodactyla, Physeteridae. Gene Ontology annotation, molecular function: calcium ion binding; calcium-dependent phospholipid binding. Gene Ontology annotation, cellular component: cytosol.
UCCCAUUCCAUCCGAGUAGUCUCUGCCAGCCAGCCAGGGAGCUGUCAUCUUGGAGGGAGCUGGGCCUGGAGUGGAGCCAAAGGUUUGGCAUGGAGAGAAUGACACCUAGGGGACCACCUGGCCAUCCUCACCAGGGGGAGACCUCUGCCUGCUGGCAGCUCACCGUGAGGGUCCUGGAGGCGAGGAGCCUGGGCUGGGCUGACCUCUUGGGCGAGGCAGACCCCUAUGUGAUCCUACAGCUGCCAACCGCACCUGGAACAAAGUUUAAGACCAAAACAGUCACCAACUCCAGUCAUCCUGUGUGGAACGAGACUUUCACUUUCCUGAUCCAAAGUCAGGUCAAGAAUGUUCUGGAGCUGAGCAUCUAUGACAAGGAUGCCAUCAAGAAGGACGACGCCUGCUUCAAGGUUCUCUGUGAUGUCUCUGAAGUCCUCCCUGGCAGGUUGCUCCGGAAGACCUUCUCCCUGCAUCCCCAGGGACCGGAGGAGCUGGACGUGGAGUUCCUGAUGGAGAAAACGUCAGGCUGCCCAGAAAACCUCAUCACCAACAACGUGCUUGUGGCCCGAGAACUGUCAUGCCUGGAUAUCCAUCUGGACAGCGCGGGGAGCACAGCCGAGGCUGCAGAUCAGGAUGAGCUGGAACUGGAGCUGGUGCUGAAGGGCUCAUAUGAGGACACACAGACAUCUGCCCUGGGAACAGCCUCUGCCUUCCGCUUCCACUACAUGGCGGCCCAAGAGGCAGAGCUGAGUGGGUGCCUAAGGACCUCUAAAAGCAAUGUCUGGAACUCAGGCAACUCAGUUGGGCACCUCACUAUGCCCCUGAGGUCCUUGGCCAUGGGGAAGGAGGUGACAGUUGACGUUCCUGCUACGAAUGCCCCAGGAGUGAAGCUGCAGCUCAAGGCUGAGAGCUGCCCGAAGGAGCUGGCUGUGCAUCUGGGCUUUGAUUUGUGUGCGGAGGAGAAAGCCUUCCUGAGCAGGAGGAAGCAGGUGGUGGCCAAGGCCCUGAAGCAGGCCUUGCAGCUGGACAGAGACCUACAGGAAGAUGAGGUCCCCGUCGUGGGCAUCAUGGCCACAGGAGGAGGUGCCCGGGCCAUGACCUCUCUCUAUGGCCACCUGUUGGCCCUGCAGAAGCUGGGCCUUCUGGACUGUGUGACCUACUUCAGCGGCAUCUCGGGCUCUACAUGGACAAUGGCCCAUCUGUAUGGGGAUCCUGAGUGGUCGCAGAGGGACCUGAAGGGACCCAUCGGACACGCCCGGGAGCACCUGGCCAAGAGCAAGCUAGAGGCCUUCUCUCCUGCGCGCCUGGCGAGCUACCAUGGGGAGCUGGAGCAACGGGCUGAGCAGGGCCACCCCACGACCUUUGUGGACCUGUGGGGUCUGGUGCUGGAGUUCGCGCUGCACGGACAGGUGAUGGAUCAGAAGCUGUCAGGACAGAGAGCUGCGCUGGAGCGGGGCCAGAACCCUCUGCCCCUCUACUUGAGCCUCAAUGUCAAAAAGAACAAUCUGCAGACCCUGGACUUCAAGGAGUGGGUCGAGUUCUCCCCCUAUGAGGUUGGGUUCCUGAAGUACGGCGCCUUCAUCCCCUCUGAGCUCUUCGGCUCGGAGUUCUUCAUGGGGCGGCUGAUGAGGAGGAUCCCUGAGUCCCGAAUCUGCUUCCUGGAAGGUAUCUGGAGCAACAUUUUCUCCCUGAACUUGCUGGAUGCCUGGUAUGACCUCACCAGCUCCAGUGACACCUGGAAGCAGCACAUCAAGGACAAGCUCAGGAACCUGGAGGAACCCCCUCCCUCCUCGGGGACCUCCUCAGGGCCGGAGGCCUUGUGGCUCCAGCCUGGAACAGCGCUGGCCCAGACAUUGAAGGGCUUCCUGACGAGAAGACCACUCUACCAGCGCAGCUCCAACUUCCUCCAGGGCCUCCAGCUGCACCAGGACUACUGUGCCCAGAAAGACUUCUCCACCUGGGCAGACUGCCAGGUAGUUUCCUCCGCCGGCCAGCUGACCCCACAGGAGCCCCAGCUCUGCUUGGUGGAUGCCGGCUUCUACCUCAACACCAGCUGUCCCUCCAUGUUCCGGCCAGGCCGCAGGCUGGACCUCAUACUAUCCUUCGACUACUCUCUAUCCUCGCCCUUUGAGGUGCUGCAGCAGACAGAGCUAGACUUCCGGGCCCGGGGGCUGCCGUUCCCCCGUGUGGAGCCCAGCCCUCAGGACCGACUCCAGCCCCGGGAGUGCUACCUCUUCUCAGACCCUACCUGCCCUGAUGCCCCUGUCCUGCUUCACUUCCCGCUGGUAAACGCCUCCUUCAAGGACCACUCAGCCCCAGGUGUCCAGCGCAGCCCCGCGGAGCUCCCAGCCGGCCAGGUGGAUCUCACCACGGUCACGUCCCCCUAUUCCAUGUUCAACAUGACCUACAAGGAGGAAGACUUUGACUGCCUGCUGCAGCUCAGUGACUACAACGUACGGAACAGCCAGGGCACCAUCCUGAAGGCUUUGAGGACCUCUCUGAGGCACCGGGCCCCGGGGGCCAGGUCUCCAGGGCCACAGACUUGAGACUUCUCGGGGUCCCCAAGAUUUGAGGGCCACACGCUGAUCCUGGGGGCUGGGGGCUUAACCCCCCUGCAGUGGGUACAGCCAUGGCCCUCACGGGGCUGGAGUUCCUGGGCUGUCCCAGGCCUGGGCCGCCUCUGCGGCUGGUCUCACCGCCCAGAGGGGCUGUGUCCCACCCAGAGUUCUCCCUCACCUUCAUAGCUGGUUUAGGAGGAGCUGACAACAAACUCCUUACCAAGCCAGCAUAUAGAACAGCUGGUUCGACCAAACAUUUACGCAUAGUUCUUUUCACGCCUGAACAGAAUGGAUUUGAGGUGCAAACUGGAGGUGCCAGACCAGGAGUGGGGACAGGCAGGGCAGGGGAGGGCCUGGAAGGUGGCUCCAGGUAUCAGGAAGCACAGUACGUCCUGACAGGCUCCCCUUACUGCCUCGGCUCCUCCUCCUCUUAUACUAUUUUUACGCAACUUUAGUGAGAUAUAAUCCACAUGCCAUAUAAUUCAUCCAUCUAAAGUAUGCAAUUCAGUGGCUUUUACUAUAUAUUCAGAGUUGUGAAAGCACUGCCACAAUCAAUUUGAGAACAUUUUCAUUAACCCAAAAAGGAACCCCUCAUCCCUUAACUGUCAACCUCAAACCACACCCACCCCAGCCCUAGGCAACCACUAAUCUACUUUCUGUUUCUUUAGAUUUGCUUAUUUUGGACAUUUCAUAUAAAUGGAAUCAUAGAAUAUGUGGCCUUUUGUGUCUGGUUUCUUUCACUUAGCAUUAAUAUUUUCAGGAUUCAUCCAUGAUGUAGCAGGUAUCAGUACUUCAUCCCUUUUAUGGCUGUGUAAUACUCCAUUGUAUAGAUAUACCACACUUUAUUCAUGAGUUGAUGGACAUUUGGAUUGUUUCUGCUAUUUUUGGUUAUUAUGAAUAAUGCUGCUAUGAACAUUCAUAUAUUUUUUUUGUGUGGACAAUGUUUUUAAUUCUCUUGCAUGUACACCUAGGAGUGAAAUUGCUGGGUCAUAUGGUAAUUCUUUGCUUAAUCUUUUGAGGAACUGCCAGACUGUUUUCCAAAGUAUCUGCACCAUUUUACAUUCCUGUCAGCAUUGUAUGAGUGUUCCACUUUCUCCACCUCUUUGCCACCUCUUGUUAUUGUCUGUCUUUUUUAUUAUAACUAUCCUAGUGUGUGUGAAGUGGUAUCUUGUAUGCGUUUCCAUAAUGUUGAUGUUAAGGAUCUUUUCACAUAUUUAUUGGCCUUUUGUAUAUCUUCUUCUUUUUUAAAAAAAAUUAAUGUAUGUAUUUAUUUAUUUAUUUUUGGCUGCGCUGGUUAUUCAUUGCUGUGCGCGGGCUUUUCUCUAGUUACAGUGAGCGGGGGCUACUCUUCGUUGCAGUGUGCAGGCUUCUCAUUGCAAUGGCUUCUCUUGUUGUGGAGCAUGGGCUCUAGGCAUGCGGGCUUCAGUAGUUGUGGCACGUGGGCUCAGUAGUUGUGGCUCGUGGGCUCUAGAGCGCAGGCUCAGUAGUUGUGGUGCACGGGCUUAGUUGCUCCACGGCAUGUGGGAUCUUCCUAGACCAGGACUUGAACCCGUGUCCCCUGAAUUGGCAGGUGGAUUCUUUUUUUUUUUUAACAUCUUUAUUGGAGUAUAAUUGCUUUUCAAUGGUAUGUUAGUUUCUGCUUUACAACAAAGUGAAUCAGUUAUACAUAUACAUAUGUUCCCAUAUCUCUUCCCUCUUGCGUCUCCCUCCCUCUCACCCUCCCUAUCCCACCCCUCUAGAUGCAGGUGGAUUCUUAACCACUGUGCCACCAGGGAAGUCCCUGUAUAUCUUCUUUAGAGAAAUAUCUAUUCAGACCUUUUGCCCAUUUUAAUUGGAUUAUUUGUCUUUUUGUGGAAUUGAAAAAGUUCUUUAUAUGUUCUCUGAUCUGAUGUAUGAUUUGCAAAGUUUUUCUCCCAGUCUGUGAGUUGUCUUUUCACUUUCUUGAUGAUAUACUCUGAAGCCCGGAAGUUUCUGAUUUUGAUGGUUCCCAGUUUAUUUAAAUUUUCUUUUGCUGCUUGUGCUUUUGAUGUCGUAUUUAAGAAGCCAUUGCCUAAUCCAAGAUCAUGAAGAUUUACACCUAUGCUUUCUUCUAAGGGUUUUAUCGUUUUAGCUCUUACAUUUAGGUCUUCCAUCAUUUUGAGUUAACAUUUGUAUAUGUGUGAAGUAGGGGUUCAACUUCAUUCUUUUGCAAGUGAAUAUCCAGUUCUUCCAGCCAUUUGUUGAAAAGGCUGUUCUUUUCCCAUUGAAUUGUCUUGACGCCUUCGUUGAAAAUCAGUUAGCUGUAAAUGUGAGCGUUUAUUUCUGGACUCUGAUUCUAUUUCAUUGAUCUAUUUGUCUAUCCUUAUGCUCAUAUCACAGCGUCUUGAUUACGGUAGCUUUGUAGUAAGUUUUGAAAUCAGGAAGUGUGAGUCCUCCAACUUUGUUCUUCCUUUUCAAGAUUGUUUUGGCUAUUCAGGGUCCCUUGAAUUUCCAUAUGAAUAUUAGGGUUAGCUUGUCAAUUUGUGCAAAGAAGAUAGCUGGGGAUUUUGAUGGAGAUUGAAUUGAAUCUAUAGAUGAAUUUGGGGGGCACUGCAUCUUAAUUUUAAGUUUUCCAAUUCAUGAACAUGUGCUGUCUUUACAUUUAUUUAGGUCUUUAAUUUCCUUCUACAGUGUUUUGUAGUUUUCAGUGAGCAAGUCUUACACUUGUUUUGUUAAGUUUAUUCCUAAGUAUUUUAUUCUCUUUAAUGCUAUUAUCAUUUGAGUUCUUUUCUUAAUUUUCUUUUUGAAUUGCUCAUUUCUAUUAUAAAGAAAUAAAAUUGAUGCUUCUGUAUAUUAAUCCUGCAUCCUGUAAUCUUGCUGAACUUGUUUAAUAGCUCUAAUAGUUUUCUCUUUUUUGACUCCUUAAGAUUCUCUACAUAUAAGAUCAUGUCACCUGCAAACAGAGAUGGUUUUACUUCUUUAUUUCUGCUCCAAAUGCCAUUUAUUUCUUUUUCUUUUCCUGACUAGAACAGUAUAAUGUUGAAUAGAAGUGGCAAGAGCAGACAUACUUGUCUUGUACAUAAUAUUGGAAGGAAAGCAUUUUUUCUUAGAUGCUCUUUAGCAGGCUGAGGUAGUUCCCUUCUAUUCCUAGCUCCUUUAGUGUUUUUUUAUCAUGCAAGGUGUUGAAUUUUGUCAAAUGCUUUUUCUGUGUCUAUUGAGACAAAGAUAUUUUUCCCCCUUUGUUCUUUAAUGUGCUCUGUGGCAAUAAUGGAUUUUUUGGAUGUUAAACCAACUUGGCACUACUGGAAUAAAUCCCACUUGGUCAUGGUAUAUAAUCCAGUUUAUGUAUUGCUACUAUACUCACUUAUGGUCUCCCACACUCAAAGGGGACACACACACACAAACUCACAUACAACUCUGGCUGCCCUGGCACCAGGUAGGUGUCACAGUGACAGACCGUGGCCCUCAUCUGAUGACCUCUCCUCAGGACAUCCUUCCCUCUGUCUCUCAUGUAUUUGGCUUUAUUUUGAUUCUACAAUUUCUCCAUUUUAUCACAAACUCUUAUUCUUCAGUGAUGUUGAUGACGGUAUCUACUGGCUUGAGUAGGAAAAAACACUCCAGUUUCUCCUUUAUUUCUCACACAGAACACCUCUGACACUUCUGGUCACCAAAUGAGUGGGGCUUUCUUCCACACCAAGCGAUUCUCUGCAACACCAGCUGGGUGUCCUACAAUUCACCUCAAUUCUGACGCUAUCUACCUGGAGUUAGCAUCAGAUCACAGGUUAAGGGAUCAUCAGCCCCAUGAGACUGCGUCCGCUUCACAUGUCAAUUGCAAGUCCCAGGUUGUUAUCUGUAUUUCUGGCUAGCCAGCUAUAAGUCAGGGUUCCCAUGACCCCUUUCUUGGAUUCAAUAAUUAGCUAGAAUGGCUUACAGGAUACAGGGAAACACGUUUACCAGUUUAUUCGAUACAGAUGAACAGCCUGAAGAAGGAUAUAGGGUGAGGUUUGGAAGGGUCCCAAGUGCAGGAGCUUCUGUCUCCGUAGAGUUGGGUGUGUGUGUGUGUGCAAGCCCCUACAUUGCAGUGGAAAGAGAAUGCUUUUACAGAGAGGAAAAGGAAGCUGGGAGGGCUCUAGUAAACAGAGUCCAUGGCUUUUCAUUGGCUGAGUCCUUGCCAGGAAAGGAGUCUUUCUUCUUCCUUUUGGUCUCUGCUCGUUAUAGUGCAUGAGAACACCCCCUUCUGGCCUCCCGACUCUACCUGAGGUUUCUGUUUAUUAAUUUUUUUACACUGUAAAUCACCUCACACAAGCCCAAAUCCUACAACAAAGCCCUCCUACCUCCUACUUACUGAGACACUCCAUGGUUCCCCACAGUGUACUUUCCUGAGUUCUGUGAGUCAUCCUAGGUCUCCUUGGUUGCAACAAGUACCAAUAAACUCAAA